CUCGAAACCCCCACAAGUGCAAGUCAAACUCCAACUAGGAUGCUUUCUUCCGUAGGAUCUGUUUUUCGGCUCAGAUCCGAUCUCCGAUGCAGUGAAAGUCGAAGUCGACACUAUAUAUUUUUCUAAAUGGGCUGUGGAGCCUCCUCCUCCGCCCGAGCAGCGCACUGCCGCCCCGCAGCACCGUGUGACGCCCUGCAGCGGUGCCGGCAGAGGGCACGCGUGGCGCCAGCACAGGAUCUUCAGAAAAUGGUGGACGUCCACCAGUUGGAAUUGAUUCGCUCGAGCAUCAGCAAGCCCAGCACACGAAGCUCCGAACGCAGUUCGAGCAAGUGCAGGGCUUCCGACGAGCCGGAGCUCCCCAAGCCUAGUUCUAAGCAGCCCAGCAGCCGCGGCUUCUCCUCCUUGAUGCCACAGAUAGCUGUUCAUGGCGGAGAGACUGGCGAUCCACUGGACUCGAUGGACGAGGCCGAGUUGGAACACAAGAGCUCCUACCAGACCUACACUUGGCCUUCACCACCGAACGGCGUGGAGAACGUGUCCUUCCCGCCAAACCGCCAGACCCACGAGCUCUACCUGGAGAACUUGGAUGAGUAUUUGCAGAAGGUGCGGCGCGAACCGGAGAUGAUCAAGCAGAUGGCGAGUGCCAAGUGGACGGCCGUCAAGAUGCGACGCCGCCUGGAGGAGCUGAAUCGUCCCACGGUACUGAGCUGAAGAGGCUCCACCAGCCUCCACUCGACGUGGCCCGACCAUCGAAGGCCUUUCGAGCGAGCAAUAAUCAGUCGGCGGCCGUCGGCAGGACCACGGCUUGCGCUGGAUUGCGGUUUUCCGAAGACAUGCCGUGCCUUUGAUAACCGAGACAGG
Durusdinium trenchii is the source of this 861-nucleotide messenger RNA. The record is from the annotation of a GenBank genome assembly. Lineage: Eukaryota; Dinophyceae; Suessiales; Symbiodiniaceae.